AUGUGCCUUCUGGGGCUUUCGGGGAUCUUCUUCGAGAUACUCGGAGCCCGAGGUUCGCCGGAGAUGAUGUCUGACACGAAGGAAGAGACGGUCGGGAUGAGUUUGAAACUGAAACGAUACCUCAACCAUGGGGGAUCAUCACCGUGUCCCAUACCCAUAUUGCAUUCCGCUGGUUACCUACCCCCUGCGUCCGAAGUUUCCACCCACCACGUACCGCCAACGUAUCACAGUCCGUUGAUAAUUCCGACUUAUCACCAUACACCGAAGGUGGUAAUGGCGGAAUACCAAAGACCAGUGAUUCCGAAAAUGAUUUACCAAACGAUUCAGAGACCAGCAGUGCAUCACGCAGCCUACAAAGUUGAACCGAUCGCCAAACACCAGGUUCAAUACAUCCAGCAGCCAAUUUACGCUCCGAUUGUAAAAGAGCAGUCAAUUUCCUACGUGAAGCCGAUUCAGCAUAUUCAGCCAGUGCAGCUCAUUCACCCGGUAAAAACGCCGCUUGUCAAAGAGAUUCCAUGCGAAGAUGGUAAGCAUUUGGGAACGUUCGUUGUGCCCGGUAAACCGAUGGUCAAACCGCUGAUGCAAACACAGUCCUAUUACCCAAAGCAAGUGUUCCAACAGAUCUCUUACCUGCCUCCAAAACACCUAACCCAACCUAAACCCAUCUAUUUCGCCCCGGCUCAUACGAACAAGCAUACCAGCGUGGAUAUUGUUUAUAAAACAGAGCAACAACCAAUCGUCAAAGUUUCUGCACCAGCGUCGCCGCAUGUUGACUGCGAGAAAAUACAUCAACCUCGAAUUUCUUACGUAAAUAUACAUCAGCCAGUCGUGCAGAAUGCUCACCAGCCGAUGCUUCAAUACGCCCCAAACUAUCAUCAGCCAAUGAUGCAUUACGUUCAGAAGAUACAUCAGCCGGUGCACCAGCCGAUGGUUAAUUACGUUCAAAAAAUUCAUCAACCCGUGUUUCACGUCGCGCCGAAAAUCCAUCAGCCAAUUGUACAUCAACCGAUAGUUCACAUUCCGUUAAAAAUUCAUCAACCUGUGGUGCAGAAUGCGGUUGUUCACUAUGCGCAACAUCCUGUAUCAUCUGUUGCGCCACGAGUUGAUUACGCGGUCGGUGGACAUUAUCAGUCAAAAAUCAUCAAUGUUAAUCAACCUUGCCAUAAAUGA
Diprion similis is the source of this 1170-nucleotide messenger RNA. Its product is annotated as early nodulin-75-like. The record is from RefSeq and is a predicted model, not a curated record. The transcript has a single exon. Bases 1 to 1170 code for a protein of 389 amino acids. Lineage: Eukaryota; Metazoa; Arthropoda; Insecta; Hymenoptera; Diprionidae.